Stylophora pistillata is the source of this 1629-nucleotide messenger RNA. RefSeq lists its product as uncharacterized. Gene Ontology annotation, biological process: regulation of transcription by RNA polymerase II; anatomical structure morphogenesis; cell differentiation. Gene Ontology annotation, molecular function: RNA polymerase II cis-regulatory region sequence-specific DNA binding; DNA-binding transcription factor activity, RNA polymerase II-specific. The record is from RefSeq and is a predicted model, not a curated record. NCBI's taxonomy places the organism in Eukaryota, Metazoa, Cnidaria, Anthozoa, Scleractinia, Pocilloporidae.
GAAAGUACACACGGCACUGGUAAUUUCAAGAGAAUACACACAGGAGACAUGAGCGAAUUUUUAAGUGAUCGAGUGGUUGACCUUACAAACUUUGCAGAACUUUCGACUGCAGAGGGCCACAGUAAAAUGGCAUUACUGCCCGAAAACCAAGAAAUUGAACACGCAGAGAGUGAACUUGUUAUUUCAGAGAGCGAUCACGGAGCACAGGGCUCUGAAGAAUAUGAGCAAAACUAUAGAGUGAACGGGCUAGACUGUGAUGGCGACCCAGCAAAGAUGGACCAAAGCCAGUCGCCCGAAGAAGAUGGUAGUCAUAAAACUGAUUGCAACGAUCCAGACGUGAAGCCAACUCAUUCUUACAUUGCGCUGAUAGCGAUGGCGAUACUAAGCUGCCCUAACAAAAAGAUGAUACUGGGAGAUAUCUACCAGUACAUUUCAGAUAACUUUCUGUAUUACCGAAAUAAGGACAAGAGUUGGAGAAAUAGUAUUAGGCACAACUUGUCGCUAAACGAGUGUUUUAUCAAAGCAGGUCGCAGUGAGAACGGCAAAGGAAACUAUUGGGCUAUUCAUCCGGCCAACGUUGAAGACUUCGCCAAUGGUGAUUUCAGGCGUAGAAGAGCCAGACGGCGGGUGAGGAGAAGUAAUCCCCUAAAAUAUGGAAGCAGCUCCUGUCCCUCGGCGUAUUUCCGGGGGCUGAGUCCUCUCUCAGCAUCCUCAUCUUUCUUUCCUUUUCGCGCUGACGACUGUCGCGGAUACCCGAAUCUGACCUACAUUCGUCCUACCAAGAAAAGCUUCGCCAUUGACAGCAUCAUGGGUUCUUACGAGUCCCCUUACCUGUACAGUCCAUUAUCCGUCUGGUCGUACCCUUCUCUGAGUUUGGUUGGAAGUCGAGAAUAUCCUGCCACCUCGCCACCCCACUCGCUUCUUUUCCAUACCUCACCGAAGCUUCUCUCUUGCGUAUCAAAAUUGGCAACAAACGCUAUUCCUGGGUGUGCUGCAACCUCACUGGAGUCGUCGGCGUUUUCGACUUACCUCGGAUCAAAAACUGUUGUCACACAGGGCCAAAAGGGCUCUACACCAGAAAGCUGGCAAGAAACUCUAUCUAAAUUACAAGAUCAACUGAGAAAAGUAACACCCUGAAAGAAACUGUUUCCGUAAAAACUCACAAAAGCUGAGGGAAUGUGACAAUUAAAACUGCUUAAGGAAGGAAAUUUUGCUGUUUCUCAGUAGAACAGAAACGUACCUGCCAAGGCUCAUUUUAAUGAGAAGCUCAAAAGAAAUAUAUCGCAAAUAGACUCGUGAAUGAACUAGUUUCUCUUUCAUUUGUGCAUGAUUAGGCACACUGUUUUUGAACCAUUACAAGACCUGCGUUGAUAUUUGUCCUUGAAUCAAAACCAUAACAUAACUCAAUCCCUGAAAUUGAUGUAUUUCACCCUGUCGGACAAGGAAAAAUGACCUAAGCUUUAAAAGAGAUUAUAGAAACAAAACACCAAAUUGCAUUUGAUAUGAUGCGUCGACAUUUUCACUCAAUUAGCCAACGGAUAAGUCAAUUUUUUACACAUGGCGAUAUGGUUAAGUAGAUGAAACACUAGUAGAAAUAAAGAGUAAGACGUCUUAUUUAGUGAAAUAUUA